ACUACUUCGAGAUUACAUAUUGCAUAUUUCAGCACAAGUGUUCCGAUGUUUCGAUGGAUUGUGUGGUUACUGAUCGUUGCAAACACCGCAAGCAGUCCCGCUAAACUCGGAAUGUAUUGCUUUCAUGAGUGCUACAUUUAUAACUUUCAAUCGAAAGGAGACAUAUUCGCGUUUCAACACAUCUCAAAUAACUUUCAUGUGCUGAACUUGGAAAAUGUGUUGAUGAAGCGCGUUCGUCAGCGGAUCCUGGAACGAUUGCCACCGUUUGUAGAUACACUAAAGAUAGGAAACUCCAACCAACUGAAAUGGAUCAGUGUUCCGCAAGCACUGCGCAACUUACACAUCCGAUACAGCGGUUUGAGAAGGAUUGAUAUAGCUGCCAACAGCUCAUUAAGCAUAUUCCAUAUUUUUAGCAGUGACAAACUAAUGAAAGUUCCGCCUGCUAUUAAAAAUGCACCUAAGCUGCAGUACUUGAGACUGCGUGAGUGUGGCUUGCGUAAGAUUGAUUUGGCCACAUUUUGUAAUCAUGCUUACUUGAGAGAACUGCUGCUAGACAGCAAUAAGAUACGGUACAUUGUGAACACGUCGAAGAACAACUGCACUUUCUACAAUUCCUUCACUCGGCUGGUGAUGUCGCAAAAUAUGCUUACCACUGUAAAUGUGGAGCUGUUCAAUGUGUUUGUCAAUUUGAGUUCUUUAGAUUUACAAAUGAAUAGAAUUACAUCACUAUCAGGUCGGUUGGUGGCUCGCUCUUUGGAAGAAUUUGGGGUUGAUAGUAAUAAGCUCGAACAUGUAGACCUGUGCGGAUGGGAUGUGCCAUUAAUUGAUACGGCUGUAUUUGCCUCAAACGAUCUUACAACACUACCGGAAUGCUUAAAUAAUUGGACGAGUGUUUCAAAGCUUUUUCUGGAGCAUAAUAAGUUAACAAAUUUCAGCAUCGAAAGUGUAGCGGGAUGGAACAAUCUAACCAGGUUAACUUUAUCAUGCAACAAGCUUACCGAUAUUGUGUUGAGCAGUGUGCACUUUCCUAAAAAUCUUGAAUUCCUUAUUAUCGAUCAAAAUUAUCUCAGCACGCUCGAUUUGUCUUUUAUACCGGUCCGAUCGUUAAGGGUAUCAGUGAAUUUUAAUCUGAUUUCAAGUUUCGAUGUGAACAACACCUCUCCAAAUGUCACACGUCUGUCGAUGAUGGGAAACCCGGUUGACUGUUCAUGGGAAACAAAGUUGGAACAAUUGUAUGGCGAAUGCAUCAGGCAUCAUGCAUUCACUCUGGAGGCAAACCAACAAGCUAACAUUUGUAUCGCUCAAAAAGCCAAAAGGAUGAUAUAUUUAUAUAUUUAAUGUUUAAUGUGUAUUGUAUUGUCAAGGGACUGCAUAGCCCACUCGAAACUGCUAUUCUACGUAUACAUAUACAUAUAAAUACAGGACACGCAAGUUAGUGAUAUGUUGUACGGAUACGGGUAGCUAAUUCCACCGCCGUGGUACCGGGCUCGUAAAUGUCUCUAAAAGAGUUUAGCAACCGGGUCAUGCAGAUCAUGGGUUCGCGGGCACCCAAAGAAGUCCGGGGUGUCGCAAUAUCCAGCAUUGAGCGGGCACGAAGUGAUCUGGCUAAUGCAUAUAGCAGAACCCACGAGAGCAGCACAGGAUAGUGGAUACUUCCGUUAAGAAGCCCGCUGAUGAAUGCCAACCAGGUAUGCUGAAUACGGUCCUCGUGCCCUCCGCUGAAUUGACUGUAGCCGUGCCAUAGCCUGAGUAGAUGAAGGCCACCACACAAUGCAUGGGUAUUCCAGCAACGGUCGAACAAGAGCACAGUAAAGCGGCUUGAUGCACAGGGGGUCAUAGAGAGCACGCGUGAUGUUUCCAAUUAGUCCUAGCAUACGACUUAGCCAGGGGCAGUCGUCAUUGUCGUCGAGCUGUGCAUCGAAGAAGAGUCUAGCGUCUAGAUAGACACCGAGGUCUUUGGCACAAAACACUCUUUCAAGACUUAGUCCAUUUAGCAUACAGGUGUAAUGUGCAGGCGUACGCGAUCUGCUGAAUGUGAUAGCAAAAAACUUCUUGAUGCUGACAGUUAAAGCGUUCCGCUUGCACCAUGAGUCGAACUCAAUUCAAAGAUGCUUGAAGACGCUGAUGGUCUUCGGGAUUCCGGAUCUCACGGUAGAUUUUUGCAUCAUCUGCGUAGAAAAGGCAGUUGGAGUCGGCCAGUACCGAGGUCACGUCGUUAAUGUAGAACAGGAAUAGUAGGGGACCUGUGGUACACCGGAAGAAGCGCGGAUAUGUCUGGUCAGAUGUUGAACAAGUCUGACCGCGUAGCAUCGAUCGGCAAGAUAAUAUUUGAAUCACAAUACCAGGGAAGGUGGCAAACCGAGUCUAUCAAGCUUCGCAAGAAGGAUACUGUGGGAAACACAGUUACAGGCCGCCUUAAUAUCCGUAUCGAUGGUGUCCACCUGGAAGCCGUUAUCAAUGGAUCUAUGGCAAAUGCUCAUAAAUUGGACUAGGUUUGUUGUAAUGGAUCUUUUAGGUACAAAGCCGUGUUGAUUUAUGCUGAUGUAGUUGCAGGCCGAUGCUAAGAGGGGUCCAUAAAUAAAAAGCUC
This is a messenger RNA of Anopheles coluzzii, 2588 nucleotides long. Its product is annotated as leucine-rich repeat transmembrane neuronal protein 2-like. The transcript has 2 exons. The record is from RefSeq and is a predicted model, not a curated record. Gene Ontology annotation, molecular function: protein binding. Bases 46 to 1338 code for a protein of 430 amino acids. NCBI's taxonomy places the organism in Eukaryota, Metazoa, Arthropoda, Insecta, Diptera, Culicidae.